UCAUCAAACUGUCACCGCACCACACAACCCUUCUUUUACAUUGAAUAAAAUUUCAUUCUUCGAAAACCGAGAGGUGCAAGCACAAAUCGCGUGUUUCAUCAAAAUUUUGCCACGUAAAUUUAAGUGCAAGCUCUCAAACUAGAAACUUAAGUUUCAACAAUGAUUAUCUACACGAACGAAGGUAAUCCUUUUGGAUUAAAACUCUUAGUGUUAACAAAAUUCGCCAAGAAGGAUGUCCAAGUGAAAAAAAUUAACCUCAAUGAUCCUGCAAUUAAAGGCCUUAAGCAAUUGCCCAUCCUAGAGCUAGACUGUGGGCUGCAAUUAUUUUCAUCAACAGCGGCAGCGAAAUUACUCUUUCCCAACGAGGGCAAGUUAAGGGAUGAGUGGUUGGAAUGGUCAGCUACGCAGUUGGCUCCAGCGUUGGCUCACAACAUGGGCGUUGGCCAUCGUGCAGACCCAAAUGCUCUUCCAGUUCUUAAUGCGUUGGUCAAGAAACUCGACGAUAGGUUGAAGGUGUCUCCAUUUUUGGCCGGGGAUAAGAUAACCACAGCUGACUUGUGUGUCUGGUGUCUUCUGGCACCGGAUGGAACCCUCAAAGGUGCUCAAAAUAUCGAGAACCUACUAGCAUGGUAUCGUAAAAUCACCGCACUUCCUGAAAUCAAAGCCGCUCUCGAGGAACAACCUCUGAAGGAGCUCAGUUUCAACUCCCUUCAACACUCGAAUCGAUUCGGCGGACUUCACCAUGUCGUCCUCUCGACUCCGGGCGAUGACUCAUCCAAACUUCUCGCCGAAUCGGGCGGAAAUAUUGCCGAAACCAUCACAGAGGAGGAGAAGAUCGCCGCUAAGAAAGUCUUCAGGUACGAUAAAGAAGAACCACGCAAGGAACCACGAACUGUGCUACCCAUUAAGGGAGAACGCAACGUUUUGAUCACCUCAGCUCUGCCUUAUGUGAAUAACGUUCCACAUCUGGGAAACAUCAUUGGUUGUGUGCUUUCGGCCGACAUCUUUGCGAGGUACGCUCGCACCUGCGGUUACAAUACUCUGUAUGUGAGUGGUACCGAUGAGUACGGUACUGCGACUGAGAACAAAGCACUGGCCGAAGGUUUGACUCCUAAAGAGAUCUGCGACAAGUACUUUGAGUUGCAUAACUCCAUCUAUCGGUGGUUUGGCAUUGGGUUCGACUAUUUUGGAAGAACUACCACAGCAGAACAAACUGAAGUUGUUCAAGAGGCUUUCGAUGAUAUUUACAAAGCUGGCUUCAUCCUCACCGAGAGUGUGGAGCAGCUGCUGUGUCAGAAGUGUGAUCGCUUUUUAGCUGAUCGCUUUGUAGAAGGAACCUGCCCUCAUCCUGGUUGUGGUUACGAAGACGCUCGUGGUGAUCAAUGCGAUAAAUGUGGAAAACUAGUCAACGCUAUCGAACUCAUCCGUCCGCGCUGCAAGACUUGCAACACAGCGCCCGUGAUCCGAAGCUCGGAACAGUUGUUCCUCGAUCUGCCCAAGAUCGAACCAAAACUCAAGGAAUGGAUUGAGAAGUCGGAGAGUGGUUGGACGAAUAACGCUCGAGUCAUUACCCGCUCAUGGCUGCGGGAAGGCCUCAAACCACGAUGCAUUACCCGUGAUCUGAAGUGGGGUAUCCCUGUGCCGUUGAAAGGCUUCGAAUCGAAGGUGUUCUAUGUGUGGUUUGACGCUCCGUAUGGCUAUGUGUCUAUAACCAAGCGAUACAGUAAAGAUCACUACACUGAGUGGUGGCAGCCAGCGGAGGGAGUGAAUGUUGAGCUGUUCCAAUUCAUGGCAAAGGACAAUGUCCCAUUCCACUCGGUUAUGUUCCCAUCAUCGUUGCUGGCGACAGAUAAGGGACACACCCUGGCUUCGCACAUCAUGGCCACCGAGUACUUGAACUACGAGGAUGGCAAGUUCAGCAAGAGUCGAGGUAUUGGAGUCUUUGGCAAUGAUGCUCAGGAAACCGGUAUUCCAGCCGAUGUAUGGCGAUUCUAUUUGGCAUCAGCACGCCCAGAAGGACAGGAUUCUAGUUUCAGUUGGAAUGAUUUGGGAGCGAGGAAUAACUCAGAGUUGUUGAAUAAUCUGGGCAACUUCGUCAAUAGAGCUCUGGUCUUCCUAGAGAAGAACUACGACUCAACCAUUCCCAACAUGAAGCUCACUCAGGAAGAACUGAUUUUGUUGGCUUUGGUGAAUCGUGAAUUCAAGGGCUAUGUGCAGUCGAUGGAGAAGGCACGUCUCAGGGAUGGAGUGCGGCAUAUUCUGUCGAUUUCAAGACACGGUAAUGGCUAUAUGCAAGCUCAGCAGCCUUGGGUGCUUCUUAAGGGCACAGACGAUGAGAAGGCUCGAGCUGCCACUAUUAUCGGUGUGAGUUGUAAUAUCGCUUGCUUGCUGGCGAGUCUCCUAUUCCCUUACAUGCCCACGACAGCGAGGACAAUGUUCGACCAACUCAACGUCAAGCAACCGCUUAUCACUCCCGAGAAACCAAUGAUCCGUAUUCUUCUCAAAACCGGUCACAGAAUUGGCAAACCUGUUCCGAUCUUCACCAAGAUCGAACAGACUCGUAUUGACGAACUCAAGAAGAUGUACGCCGGUCCCCAGGUUGUAAGUUCGAGUUCUGGUGGUGCCCAGUCGGUGGCUGAAUUGGAAAAGGCCAUCGCAGAACAGGGAGACAAAGUGCGUGCCCUGAAACAGAGCAAGGCUGACAAGGCGGUUUGGCAGCCAGAAGUAAAUAUCCUGUUGGAUUUGAAGAAGAAGUUGGAGGCAGCUCAAUCUGCAGCAGCAUCGAAUUCGAGUUCUAGUGCGGCGGCGUCAGUGCCUGUGGCUGAGCUUGAAGCGGCAAUCGCUGCUCAAGGGGAUAAGGUUCGUGCCUUAAAGCAAAGUAAGGCCGAGAAAGCGGUCGUUCAAGCUGAAGUUAAUAUUCUUUUGGAUUUGAAGAAACAAUUGGCAAAUGCCCAAACUGCUGUUUCUUCUCCGGCUAAAAGUGCCCCAGCAGCAAGUUCUUUGAGUGUGGCAGAUCUGGAAAAGGCUGUGAGUACCCAAGGUGAGAAAGUUCGUGCUCUCAAGCAGAGUAAAGCAGAUAAAUCGGUGUGGCAACCUGAAGUCAACAUUUUAUUGGAUCUUAAGAAACAACUUGCCAACGCUCAAGCCCAAGCACCUGCGACUGCAGCUGUUCCUGCAGAACCAACAAAGACACCCACAAAGACACCAACAAAGACCCCAACAAAAACACCAUCACCAACUCCAGCCGCAUCCAUCGAUGAGGGCAAAGUAAAGGAAUUGGAAGAAAAAAUCUCAAAGCAGGGUGAAAAAGUCCGUCAACUGAAGAGUUCUUCCGAUGCCGCCGUCUGGAAGCCUGAAGUUGAAGUCCUUUUGGCCCUCAAGAAAGAACUUUCCGCAAUUACUGGUGUCACAGAAGCACCAGCUUCAGGAAAGAACAAGAAGAAGAAAUGAUAUCCGGUUAUUGGUUUUAUUUCAACACUUUACGCCCCACGAUAUUGAGAACUGAUUUUCUACCUCUUUUAUUUUGUCUCUUUCUUUCUUGUUUCUUAUUUCUUUUUUUUUUAAAUUCGAUUGAUUUAAUAAUUUAUUUAUUUAUGUUUCGACUUUUUUCGUUUUUCAAUAUUUUUCUUAAGAAAAAGACGCAUUUUGUUUAUACAUAAUUUUUCUUUUUGCAUUUAUUGUGAAAAAUAAAUAAUUUUUUUUCGAAAUGA
This is a messenger RNA of Eupeodes corollae, 3710 nucleotides long. It is a transcript of the gene MetRS, whose product is annotated as methionine--tRNA ligase, cytoplasmic. Gene Ontology annotation, molecular function: ATP binding; methionine-tRNA ligase activity. The record is from RefSeq and is a predicted model, not a curated record. Gene Ontology annotation, biological process: methionyl-tRNA aminoacylation. Lineage: Eukaryota; Metazoa; Arthropoda; Insecta; Diptera; Syrphidae. The transcript has 6 exons. Gene Ontology annotation, cellular component: cytosol; aminoacyl-tRNA synthetase multienzyme complex. The coding region runs from base 160 to 3450 and encodes 1096 amino acids.